AUGGACUCUGAUUCCAAGAGAUUCUUGUCUACGCUUCGAUCCCGAUCUGAAGUUUUAAUGAGCUUUGAAGAAAUAGAUGGAGAUGAUGAUUUCCAGGAGGAGUUUGCUUGCCCGUUCUGUGCCGAAUCCUAUGAUAUCAUCGGCUUGUGCUGUCACAUUGACGAUGAACAUAAUCUAGAGUCCAAGAACGCUGUCUGCCCUGUUUGCUCUUUAAGAGUGGGAGUUGAUAUUCGAAAGAGAAAGUCGCGUAAAAGCAGUUCGAAUUCUUCCACGCUUUCUCUUCUUAGGAAAGAGUUAAGAGAAGGAGAUCUUCAGAGGCUGUUAGGACUUCCUUCUCGUAAUAGCAGUUCUGCUGCAUCGAACGGAAUCCCUGAUCCGCUUCUAUCGUCGUUUAUAUCGCCUACACGAUCAUCACCUCCUGUGACACGCCAAACCAGAAAAGUAUCCGAGGAGAAACAUGUAGAGCGCAAGAUACAAGUUUGUAUCUCACCGGUCUCGUUGAAAGAUCGAGAAGAGAAGCUGAAGAAAUCAGAGUUUGUUCAGAGGCUCUUGUCGUCAGCCAUUUUCGAUGAGGUUUGA
Messenger RNA from Microthlaspi erraticum, 579 nucleotides. Lineage: Eukaryota; Viridiplantae; Streptophyta; Magnoliopsida; Brassicales; Brassicaceae. The record is from the annotation of a GenBank genome assembly.